Molecule: messenger RNA, 3464 nt
Organism: Magallana angulata
Lineage: Eukaryota; Metazoa; Mollusca; Bivalvia; Ostreida; Ostreidae
Product: leucine-rich repeat and immunoglobulin-like domain-containing nogo receptor-interacting protein 2
Exons: 2
Coding region: 414-3017 (867 amino acids)
Molecular function (GO): protein binding
Source: RefSeq, a predicted model, not a curated record
AGAGUAAUCUAUCAGGGGCAAAAAGCAGGAAGAUAAGAAUAAGUUAUGCAUGAAUUCUAGUCAGAAGUUAUGAGCUUGAGAACUGUCACCCUGAGGCAAAAAAUCUACAUACAUAUGUAUUUAUAUACUUUCAACAGUGGGAACAUAAUCCUAUUCCUAUCCCUCCCCCCAUCUGUAAAGUGGACUCUUCCACUUCCCAUCAGCAGCUGACAUCAUGCAAGUGCAAGGUCAGUAUAGCUGAGAGAGCUGAUGGCUGCUCAAAAUCAAUAAGGAGUAAAUUUGAAGCCAUUUACACAGUCAAACAAUUCAGCAGAACAUGAGGAUAUUCAACCAUAAGGGAUUGUAGAAAAUGUUUCUGCUCUCCCGAGAAUGAGAAGAUAAAACCCACUCCUAAUCCAAGGGGUUAAACAAGGAUGGUCUCAGCAAAGUUUCUGGUUUUGUUGGCCAUCUACAUUCAUGGAGGAACCAGCCAGGAGACUUGUCCCUCUGGCUGUAACUGUGAUUUUACAUAUCCUGUGACUGUUAACUGUUCCAGCCGACGGUUGUCAUCCAUUCCUGCCGAUAUCCCAGAAAAUGCUUCGGUUCUAUUACUCAAGGGGAACCAUCUCUCGGAUCUCGGGGGGCUGCUGCCCCUCCAGAAUCUACAAGUGCUGGACGCUAGUGACAAUGACAUUACAAACACUGACUGUGAUAUAGGUUCAAUGAAAAAUCUUCUCAAGUUAAACUUACAGGGCAACAAGUUGAAAACUUCUCCAAACUUACAAAACUCUGUGUUGACUUGGCUGGAUAUCUCAGGAAACAAUAUAGAGGGUCUCAAUGCCAGUCAGUUUUCACUGUCUAACUUAACAUUUCUUAAUGUCAGCCACAAUCCUUUGAGUGUUGUUUCGGACCAGCUUUUUGAAUACCUGACAGACUUGCAGGUACUAGACAUAAGCAACACUUCUUCCCCCUGGACAGGUAGCCUUUCGCUCGAAAAUUUAUCAAGUCUUAGAGAAAUCUACCUUCGUAGGAACUUAUUUGAACAGUGCUCCAAUGAUACUUUGUUGCUAAACUCUAGUCAUCUAGAAAUCAUAGAUCUCAGUGAUAACAAACUCAUCUACCUGGAGAAUUGUACAUUCCGCCAAUUGCCAAACCUGAAACAGCUUUACUUGGAUGGAAACAAUAUCAGUGAUCUUUCUGAGCAAAGUUUACAGUCAUUGCCAAUGUUACAAGUGCUUUCACUCAAUGGAAAUAAAAUAGCAACAAUUCACCACCCAGUCUUUCAGUCCUUGUCUAGUCUUCGCACGCUGUCACUCAGCAACAUGCCACUGUUGUUUUACCUCAGCAAGAAGACGUUCGCUGGUCUCGAGAACCUGAGAGUCUUAGAGCUGAGCAAUAACCCUCACCUGUCUUACAUCUCGGAGGAACUGGUCAGCAACAUGAGACACUUGCAGAGUCUCAACCUGAGUAAUAACAACAUAUCAAUUCUUGCCGAGCCUAUGUUCCCACCAUUAACUUCCCCCCUGAACAUUGACAUAUCCGGCAAUAACCUUGUGUGUGAUUGUCACAUUCACUGGAUCAGUGCACUCCUACGAGUCAAUGAAACUACCAUCACUUUCACAGAUCCCCAGAACUUAACCUGCACUCUAAAUGGAUCCACAGUCUCACACUUACUUAUCCUAGAGGACAGUCUUCCUUGCCCAGAAUCAAGUGUACAACAAGAUCAGUUCAGGGUAGACACUCCUCUUGGAUCCUCCACACGGAUACAUUGUCCCUAUGAUGGAGACCACCCACCCAAAAUAACCUGGAUUACGCCCCGCCAUGUUCAGCUGGUAUAUUACAACAACCAUGCGCUGGCCCAUUGGAACUAUCCCUCUAUAUCCGAUGUUCAAAACAAUGGCUCAUUCCAUGAGGACCACUACUGGCAUGAAUCGGACAGCUACUAUCCAGAAUUAGCAGAGAAUCCCAACAGAAUUGUUGUCCUUCAGGACGGAUCUCUUUACAUUGACUAUGUACUGCGCAUUGAUUCUGGCCCAUAUCAGUGUAUUGUGGAGACACCACUCAACAAAAGCACAUUACAGAUUCUGCUACGACUUGACUAUCAGAGGUUCGUGGACGUCAAGAUAUUCAGUUUGUUUGUUGGACUCGGGUGUGCUGCUUCAUUUUUCAUGCUUAACCUGAUUUAUGUCUUCAUUGCUGCAGCAGCACGGAAAUGCAUCAGUCAGCGCAGAAGGGAAGCAAUUAUGCAAUUCCUGGAGAGUUUUGACCAAUACAAAACAAAUAAACUAUCAUCUCUUCGCGACAACUACAAUGGUCAAGUCACACGAAUCAGAGAGACAUACAAUAACCGAAUGACCAAGCUUCGUGAAAACUACAAUACUCAAAUGACCCGAUUAAGGGAGGGUGCAUCUCAUAUCAAAGAGGGAACAACACAUCGAGUGGACAUCAUCAAAGACAAAUACCAAAUCAAACAGCGAAAACUUCGAGAAUAUAGCUCUCAACAACUCCAUCAAUUACGUGAUGCAUAUAACACUCAAUUACUGAAGGUGCGUGAAUAUGGAUCUCUGCAGCUUGGCAAAGUGCACAAGAAGUACAAACUCAAACAGAAGCACAUGAUCAAACUGUUGGACACGAUGAACAUAGAAAAUUGUCGGACAGUCCUUGAAAGUGAGUGCGUGCGGACCGAUUCCAUGCUGUUUGAGACAGAUGACAUUCUUUGCACUCCCGAGUCGAGAUCAAUCAGCUCAGACGAGUAUCUCACAGCUGACUCAAAGAACUCGUCCAAUAACGCCAGCAUUGAGAAUUUGCAGGACCCUGAUCCCAGUGAGACGCAACACAAUAUGGAGAAUGGACAUAUCGUUGUCCAUGACUUUGAUGAAGAGGAUUCACAGAUUGGCUUUUCUCCGGCAUCAUCAGUUUUUUCCAUUGAGGAUGUCAAUCAGUGUCACUUUACUAUUCAACAUGGUGCAGAAAACGAGGAGGGAGAGGAGCAAGAGGAGCAAGAGAGUCAGGAUAUAGUAGCUCAAAGUUCAGUGUAAUUGUGUUGAUUAUUAUUGCGUGCAAUGUUAUCUCUACAAAAAUACUUUGCAUCAAAACAUGUUUGUGUAUAUUGAUUGUCCUACAUGUGAUAUGUUUGUGUUUAAUGGAAGAGACCCAAUCUUCACCUGACUCAUCAACAGUUAUACAUGCACUACUCGAUAUCAAUUAAUGAUACUUAAGCAUCACAGAACUUAUGUUAAUCAUUUAUUGUUGAUCCAAUUGUUGACCUACGAGCCUUGCACCUAUACUCUGUUUCUAAGCUAUUUAAUAUUCAGAUAAGUGCGAGUUGUAGCUAUUAAAUGUUUUCAAGAGACAAUGUGUUCAAAGUACAAGUCUAUAUAUGGUGGAGUCUAUAUAUCAAUCUAGUCUGUUACCUAAGGAGAGUUUGAAAACAUCACCUCUUUUGUUGUUUUUUUUUGUGAGAAAUAAAUCUAUGUUUACACAAA